Messenger RNA from Lycium ferocissimum, 1191 nucleotides. Its product is annotated as cyclic pyranopterin monophosphate synthase, mitochondrial. Gene Ontology annotation, biological process: Mo-molybdopterin cofactor biosynthetic process. Bases 261 to 962 code for a protein of 233 amino acids. NCBI's taxonomy places the organism in Eukaryota, Viridiplantae, Streptophyta, Magnoliopsida, Solanales, Solanaceae. The record is from RefSeq and is a predicted model, not a curated record. The transcript has 3 exons.
AUUUUCAGUGUCUACGAAACACAUAAUUAGCUCAUUUUCUUUUGGUUAAUCUAUAUCAAACCAUUAUUCAUCUUUCUAGUUUAACACCAAAUCAUACUGAAUCAAUUUCUUAAACCAAAUUAAUUUGAAUUUUUGAUUCAUUUUUCAGUUUGUCUUGAACUUCCCCUCUCUCUUUACUUAUUUCCAACAGCAUCUCCUCUCAAAGUGUCACUACGUCCACAGAAUCAGUUAAAGGUUUUAGUUGGAGCAGUUGAAUAGUGAUGUUUCUUCGCCGAGCUGUAUCAACAACAUUACCUUUAUCAAGAAGGUUAUUCAGUAAUAAUGGUAGUCAUGAUAUUUCCAAAGCUAUUUCAGAGCUCAAUCAGGAAAUGGAAUCUGUUUUUGGUGAACCUCCUCCAUCUAGCCUUUCAGGUUCCAUAGACAAUCAAAGUAUGGCACGAGACUUGAAUCUUAGUACUGCAGAAAUGGAUGGUAAAGAAUCUUUCGCUGGAUUGACACAUAUUGGCAGCAAAGGUGAAGCUCAAAUGGUGGAUGUAUCUCUUAAAGAUAUUAGCAAGAGAGUGGCCAUUGCACGUGGCAAGGUUAUUUUAGGACGGAAGGUGUUUGAUCUUGUUUCAGCCAAUCAAAUGGGAAAAGGUGAUGUCCUGAGUGUGGCAAAAUUAGCUGGCAUUUGCGGAGCGAAGCAAACAAGCAAUCUCAUCCCACUAUGUCACAACAUCAACUUGACGCAUGUUCGAGUGGACUUGGCUUUGAACCCUCAAGAUUUUAGUGUUGAAAUAGAAGGGGAAGCUGCCUCGGAUGGAAAAACGGGUGUAGAGAUGGAAGCCUUGACAGCUGUGACCGUUGCUGGUCUAACAGUGUAUGACAUGUGCAAGGCUGCUUCGAAGAAUAUCCAGAUUACAGAUAUCAGGCUUGAACGUAAAACUGGAGGUAAAAGUGGGGACUGGUCCAGGGGCAAAUGAUCACAAUCUAAAGAUGUGAUACGGCAAGUGCAUUAAGGGCAUGCAAGUCAGUGCAUAUGGAAUAUGAUGUAUGCCCCUUCCAUCGAAUGUUCCUUUCCUAUAGAAUGUGAUAAUUCUGCAUUAUGAAAUAAGUAGAUAGCUAGCGAAAAUGAUACUUCUGUAGUUGAUUCAAACAGGAUGAGUUAAGUGUACGACAUUUUUUUGAGAAAGUUUUCCUUGAAUUCCUACC